Molecule: messenger RNA, 1411 nt
Organism: Medicago truncatula (barrel medic)
Lineage: Eukaryota; Viridiplantae; Streptophyta; Magnoliopsida; Fabales; Fabaceae
Exons: 4
Coding region: 144-1262 (372 amino acids)
Source: RefSeq, a predicted model, not a curated record
GAUAUUGAUAACUAAAAAACACAAGAAACAUCAGUAACAUUCAAACACAACAGUUUCCUUGUGUUACUUCUUCUCAAGUAUCAUCUUUCAUUCAAUGCUUAACUUUUCUGAUUAGAAAUUAUGAGAAGAAGAAUAGGUAAGUGAUGGCAGCAACAGAAGUGAGGACUGUGUGGCAUAGAACUUUUAAUCAUUACUUUGUCAAAGAAGAUGCAAAAAGAACGCCCAAAAUCGCUUGUUGCCAAUCUUCAUGUGCAACAUCAAAAUUGGAUGAUCUUGGAUAUGUCUCUCCUGAUGAAUCUGCUCAUAAUGUUGUUGCUAUUAUGAAGAAAACACGCAUGGAAGGAAUGUCAGAGGCAAACAGUAAUAAUUCCAAAGUAUGCUCGGAAACAGUGACUAAACACGAGACAAUGGAGGUUGAUUCUGUUGGCUAUGUCGUGCCCGAACAAACAAAGGAUUUCUCCUUGGAUUCAGAUUAUUCUUGGAUUGAAGAUGACGGUGCUCAACCAUGGUGGAAAACUACGGAUAGAAAUGAAUUAGCUUUCUUGGUUUUGCAGAAAUCACUCAAUUAUGUUGAGAAUUGUAAUCUUCCUCCUCCUCGAGAGAAGUAUCUAGGAGAACAAUCAUAUGCGGGAAUAAGUGAUUACAAUAUAAAAACAUGUUUUGAUUGUGAAGCUAAAUCUAGCAUCUUUUCCAAUUUUGCUGCUGAGGCAAAGGAAGGUUUGGAUUCAAGAUUGAUGCAUAGAAAGAUGGAGACUCCAUCCAAUGAAGGGCAUUUAUCUUUUUCUUCUGACAAAUCAAGUAAUACCACCAUGCAAGAGGGUGACAUAGAACAAGCUUUUGAGGGAGACCAAAGCAAAAAUCAACUAAUGGAAGCAUUGUGUCAUUCGCAAACGCGUGCGAGGGAAGCAGAGGAGUUAGCAAAACAGGCUUAUGCCGACAAAGAGCGCAUUAUUGCACUCUUUUUUAUACAAGCUUCACAACUUUACGCAUACAAACAAUGGUGUAGAUUGUUACAUUUGGAAACACUAAAGCAUAAGCCGGUUUCUACUUUCAUUCCCGAGACUCCUCCUUGGAUGUCGUUUGAAGGUAAGAAACCAACGACGAGAAAGCGAAAAUUUGUUAAUCACAAACAAGAAAAGCUAGGCAAGUUAAAAAGUGAUCUAUCCACAACAUAUGAUGCUGCAUUUUCUAUUGGAUUAAGCCUUGUUGGAGCUGGCUUACUUUUAGGAUGGACUGUUGGUUGGAUGUUACCUCGUUUAUAGUUUUGUAGAUAUUUGGUAAAUAGAUAAAAAAAAAAAAAAAAAAAACUUAUUUUUAUUAGAUGUGUAUCUUGUUUUGGAGAAUAAGGCUACAAGAUUUUAAAAGGUUAUUUUUAGCCUCUACCUUUUAUAAAAACGGAUGUUUUUAGUUC